Molecule: messenger RNA, 2301 nt
Organism: Falco peregrinus (peregrine falcon)
Lineage: Eukaryota; Metazoa; Chordata; Aves; Falconiformes; Falconidae
Gene: RMI2
Product: RecQ mediated genome instability 2
Exons: 3
Coding region: 45-464 (139 amino acids)
Biological process (GO): DNA repair; regulation of sister chromatid segregation; maintenance of rDNA
Cellular component (GO): cytosol; nuclear speck
Source: RefSeq, a predicted model, not a curated record
CUCAGCGGCUGCGCGCCCCUGGCGCCGCCCCCCGCCGCAGCGGCAUGGCGGGCUCCGCGCCGGGGCCGCCGGUGAAGGUGCUGGCGGCCCAGCUGCGGGAGGCGGUGCGGGGCGCCGGCGGGACGUGGCAGUUGGGCCGGGCGCAGGCGGGCCGGGCGCCGCUGCACCUGCGGGCCGUGUGGAUGCAGGGCACCGUGCUGGAGGUGAAGCGCGGCGGCGGGCGCGGCGGCUCGGCCCGGCUGCAGGACGGCAGCGGGCCCUUCACCGUGCUGGGGGUGGAGGAGGUGCCCAAAGGGCGGCCCUGCCUCAGCGCAGGGAAAUACGUAAUGGUGAUGGGUGUGGUGCAGUCCUGCAGUCCUGAGCCUGUUCUUCGAGCAAUAAAGAUGACAGAUCUUUCUGAAAACCCUGUGCAUAAGAAUAUGUGGAACUUUGAAGUGGAGGAUUUGCACAGAGUCAUCCCCUAGAUCGUUUUUCUUCUGUCUAAACUUGUCUACCUAAACCAGCUGUUUUACUUUGGGUGCUGAAAGGGUUCUUCCAUCUUCAGGGCUGGUGUCUGCCAUUCAGAACUGGCUCAAGCUGAAAUGAAGAAGAGAUGAAAUCCAGUCAAGGGGCUGGUAAGUAUUUAAAGGAUAGAAAGUAACAAGUGACAUGUAUGACAAGCUGCUAUUAUUCUGAAUUACAAGAAAUCUAUGAAGGGAAAAAUAGCAUCAGCUAUGUUUAUGACAUUGUCAAAAAGCUGUGGGAAAAAGUACUCUAGCAUUUUAGAUAGAGUUUUAUCUUGGAUAUGCUAUAUUGAAAUACAGAGGUAAGGGUCUUUCUUCAGGUUUGAUGAUAAAAUCACGUGUAGGAGGGAAAGAGUAGCAUUAUUACUAAAGUUUAUAGGCUCUGGCUAGUUCAGCUAUCCGAUGGAAGAUCUUGGACAAGAACGAAUUUCUAGAAAGUAGUGCAGAGGUAGCUGUUACGGCUGAAGCGUUCUCUUUGUUUCUCAUGACCAUAGAUGGCUGUUGGUUAUGCGUGACUAGCCUGGCUGUUGCAAACUCUUUCACAAUAUCAAACCAAAUUCUCUUAGUGCAGUUUGGUCUGUUAUACUUCCCUCUUUAGUGUGUUUACAUAUUUAAAGACUUACUCAGCCCUUCAGUUAUUCCCCACAGAGAGACCUCAGGACUUCCUCAGCUGGUUCACAACUUAAUUAAAACAUGAUGUCCAAACUUGGGAUGCGUAAAGUAAGCUGACUAGGGAAGAAGUCUUUCUUGUCUUAAAUGUGUUUAGUCACGUGUACAUCCCCGGUAUGCUGUGCUUGUUCAUAGCAUGUUACUGCUGUGAACUGAGCUUGUGAGCCACUGGAACGCCAAUCCCUUUCCCCAGAAAUGAGAUAACGUAAACUAGCAGCACUCACUGACUUCAGUCUUUUGGCUACCAAGCCAUUCUAAAACUGUUUCCAGCUGAAUAUUCAGGCUCAGAUGUAACAAAAUUUGUCUCUGUAUUUCAUACAUGUAUGUUGAAGAGUUCUACUGGAGCUAAAACAGUGUUCUGCAUACAAGAUACUCCCCAGAAAUUUCAUGGCCACCUACUGCUUACGCUCUGGGUGAUUUUAUGGCUAAUACAGUCAUCUACAGAUACUUGAUAGUUAUUCCCUUCCAUAAUGGGUGAGAAGUGAAUGAGUAAGGCAGAUAAUGACAUGUGCCAAUAUUGCUGCAUGUGGGAGCGUAUGCAUGUGGUGCACUUAGAAACUGAGCAUUCUUUUUCUAGGAUUUUAUUUUAUGGCUAAUACAGUCAUCUACAGAUACUUGAUAGUUAUUCCCUUCCAUAAUGGGUGAGAAUUCAGCAAAUACUUGCAAAUAUUUUUUUAAGCCUACCACAAAUAUAUUUGUAGUCACCAAAUGAUUCCCUUGAGUGAGUUUACAAAUGUAAAUGAAUAUAUGCAAUAGUCAUCACAUAUAUUACAAAACCCACCCUGUUUUCUAAUUAUGCUUAGCAAAGCAUGGUGCGUAAAGUUAGGAAUGUAAACCCAAGGGCUUCAUUUCAAGUAAAAGCAUAACUGGCUCAUUUGCAUGAAUCUGUCAUUUACUUAGAGUAAAUGUUUCCAUUGCAGUCUUGUAAAGGUGUAAUUACAUCUUUAGUUAUCACUUGAUCAAGUGUAUCAGUCAUUGGUAUGACUGAUAGUUUGUAUGUGUGUUUCCUUUAAUGUUCUCAUUCAAUAAAAAGUUAUAAGCAUAUAGCAAAUGUCAGAGAAGGCUUUCUGCUUUUUUUUGUCUAAGCUAGUAGUAACAGAAUGCAGAUGAAUAAAGUGUUUUGGAGAUA